Molecule: messenger RNA, 1242 nt
Organism: Aureobasidium musti
Lineage: Eukaryota; Fungi; Ascomycota; Dothideomycetes; Dothideales; Saccotheciaceae
Source: the annotation of a GenBank genome assembly
AUGAACGGAUUCACGAUGUCUGCUCCUACUAUCUCAGCGUCUUCUACAGGUGAAAAUGUUGCUGCUGAACCAAGACGGAGUGGCCGCGAGAGAACUUCAACACAGCGCUACGAGACCACAGUCGCCAGCAGCUCAUUGAAGAGNAAAAGAGCGAGUGUUGUCGACAACUCCAAUAACGAAAAACCACAGUAUGCACCGAAGACACAUGCGCAAGCUACAGCUACGAAAAACAAUUCCAGAGCAUCAAGCAAGCGGGUGACAACCAAGAAAACCACUCAGUCUACUGGUGAUAGCGCCAAGCCAACUAUUCAAUCACGUCUCAACUCAUCUAAACACUCAGGAGAUGUUGUUGACCCUACUGGAGAUGAUGAUGCUGCUGCGACAUCGUCAAAGAAGCACAAGAAGCUCACAUCAGGCAAGGAUAAGGAAAAACGCCUCAAAAGAGAGCGCACGCACGCGCCACAGAAGUACACGACUGUCGCGUAUCGCGCUACAACUCAACGUAUGGUAGUGAUUGAUAGACGUCGCACAGACAACGAUGACUGCCCACACCAAACUCCACAUUGUCCUAUGGAAGAGGUCGACCUUGCCGGCAGCACAGGCAACAUCUACACAGUCAAGAUAACACAUGUGCCCGAGUGCACCUGUCCAGACUUCCGUGUCAAUAACAACCCGCAGUGCAAACAUAUCCUAUAUGUUCUGCUAAAGGUUCUCAAAGUUUCAGAGCCAUUGAACUAUCAAGCAGCAUUCUUGACUUCGGAGCUGGAAGAAAUCUUUGAACACGCUGGACCUCUGCCUGCGGAGACAGUCCACACAGAAGAUAAAGACGGAAAGCGCAAGCCGAUUGAAGGAGACUGUCCAAUUUGUUGCGAGGAGCUCUCUCAAGAGAACGAGACCAUCGUAUGGUGCCAGGCUGCAUGCGGCAACAACCUUCACAAAACUUGCUUCGAUCAAUGGGCUGCGACAAAAGGUCACGGCCAAGUGACUUGUCCUUACUGCCGAACCCAGUGGCAAAGCGUAGUUGACGGCGGCGCUCUGAAGGGUUUGGCCAAGACUGGACCCAAGAAUCGGGACGGAUAUGUCAACGUGGCAGACCAAGUUGGCAUGUCUACCAGAAGAGACUAUUCCACCUAUCAUGUGAUGCUAAUUGGCAUGUCUAGNGACUAUUGGGUUCGUGCGCAGCGACGAAACGGACUGCUCGAUGAUGACGAUUACGAUUACGAUUAUGAAGAUGAAUAUUGA